Molecule: messenger RNA, 978 nt
Organism: Ordospora colligata OC4
Lineage: Eukaryota; Fungi; Microsporidia; Ordosporidae
Exons: 1
Coding region: 1-978 (325 amino acids)
Source: RefSeq, a predicted model, not a curated record
AUGAGAGGAUUGCAUGUGUCAGGGAUCAUUUCGAUUAUGUGGAUUAUCAUAGCACAUGCCAGUGCAGUUCAUGAAUUCAACAGAGAUGAUGAAAGCACGGUUGAAAUAGUCUUGUUGAAUGAUGAAUCAAUUAACACACAGCAAAGACACUCACAAGCAAAUACGAUUCGCAAUCCAAAGAAAAACACAGACAAAGCAUCCAAAGACAAAGCAUUGAGAGAUCUUCUAACAAUCCUUCUUGGACGCAUCCUUACAGAAAAAGCAAGUGUGACAGGAAGCAAGUCAGCUGAUGAACCGCAUCUCAACUCUAUACAAACCAAUAAAGAUACACAAAUCAUUGCAAAUAACAAAGAUAUCACACAACAUGAUAAAGAAGUAUCAUCAAAUGACGCUAAGACAAGAAUAGAGAUGCUUAAGAGCAUCGAGCACAUUCCCAUGAACUACAAUUUACUCUGUACAUUUUUUCAGAAUAUCGGCUUCAUCCGAGACAAGCUCAAGAAUAAACCUGGAAUAGGAGUUGUUCGUAAUGUCAUUGUAUAUGACAAUGGUAAUCAACUGAUCGAUUACUGGAGUAGAUUAGUAUUCAAAGAGCAGGCAGGCAGGCUUAUUGAUGAAACUGGGUAUUUUGAGGGAAUCAAAGUUAGUAAGUUUGAAGAUGUACUAAAGGAUGGUAAGAUGACAGUGUCUGGACUGAUUCAAAAACGUGAUAUUUCUAGUAUGGAAGCUUUAGAUACACUCAAUACUAUAAAGCUGCUGCUUAAUGAGGUUGCAAAUGAAAAAAAGAUUCCACUUCACAACCUGAUCAAUGAAAGCUGCACAUUAUCAACAGUAGAAGAAGUGGUGUUCUAUGCAAUGCAUCCUUCAAUAAAUAAUGAAGAAAGUGCAUAUGUGUGCAUAUGUUCAGACUCAUUCUGUAAAGAGCCAUGCAAAGAAGUCAUUCUAAUGAAGAAAAAGGACAUAGUAAACAGAAAUGGCUAG